Molecule: messenger RNA, 2354 nt
Organism: Suricata suricatta (meerkat)
Lineage: Eukaryota; Metazoa; Chordata; Mammalia; Carnivora; Herpestidae
Gene: KYNU
Product: kynureninase
Exons: 14
Coding region: 168-1577 (469 amino acids)
Biological process (GO): NAD+ biosynthetic process
Cellular component (GO): cytoplasm
Molecular function (GO): kynureninase activity; pyridoxal phosphate binding
Source: RefSeq, a predicted model, not a curated record
UGAGUUCUGACCUAUAACUCUGCAAGGAAACAUUGAGAGUUUUCCUUUUUCUUUCCUUCUUUCUUUCUUUUGUUUUUUGUUUUAUUUUGUUUUGUUUUGUUUUUAGAGGAGGCAAGGAGCUGUGGAUCCAUUCCAUCCUCCGAAUCCUAGCUGAGAAACAACUUGCAAUGGAGUCUUCACAUCAUGAGUUACCAGCUGAGACACUUCAACGCAUCGCAUCUGAACUUGGGUGUCGCCCAACAGAUGAGAAGGUUGCCCUCCACCUUGAUGAAGAAGAUAAGCUGAGACCCUUCAGGGAGUAUUUUCAUAUCCCCAAAAUGCAGGAUCUUCCUACAAUUGAUUUAUCUUUAGUGAAUAAGGAUGAAAACGCCAUCUAUUUCUUGGGAAAUUCUCUUGGCCUUCAACCAAAAAUGGUUAAAACAUAUCUGGAAGAAGAACUAGAUAAGUGGGCCAAAAUGGGAGCCUAUGGUCAUGAGACAGGGAAACGUCCUUGGAUUACAGGAGAUGAGACUAUUUUAGGCCUUAUGAAUGACAUUGUAGGAGCCAAUGAGAAAGAAAUAGCCCUGAUGAAUGCUUUGACUGUUAAUUUACAUCUUCUACUGCUAUCGUUUUUUAAGCCUACAGCAAAACGGUAUAAGAUUCUUCUGGAAGCCAAAGCCUUCCCUUCAGAUCAUUAUGCUAUUGAGUCACAGCUUCAACUACAUGGACUUAACAUUGAGAAGAGUAUGCGGAUUGUAAAGCCAAGAGAGGGGGAAGAAACCUUGAGAACAGAGGAUAUUCUUGAAGUAAUUGAGAAGGAAGGAGACUCGAUUGCAGUGAUCCUGUUCAGUGGGCUACAUUUUUACACUGGACAGCUCUUUAAUAUACCUGCCAUCACAAAAGCCGGACAAGCAAAGGGUUGUUUUGUUGGCUUUGAUCUAGCCCAUGCAGUUGGAAAUGUCGAACUCCACUUACAUGACUGGGGAGUUGAUUUUGCCUGCUGGUGCUCCUACAAGUAUUUAAACUCAGGAGCAGGGGGUCUUGCUGGUGCCUUUGUCCAUGAAAAACAUGCUCAUACAAUUAAACCUGCAUUGGUGGGAUGGUUUGGCCAUGAACUCAGCACCAGAUUUAAGAUGGAUAACAAAUUGCAGUUAAUCCCUGGGGUUAGUGGAUUUCGAAUUUCAAAUCCUCCCAUUUUGUUGGUCUGCUCCUUACAGGCUAGUUUAGAGAUCUUUAAGCAAGCGACUAUGAAAGCAUUGAGGAGAAAAUCUAUUUUGCUAACUGGUUAUCUGGAAUUCAUGAUCAAGCAUUACUAUAACAAAGAUAAAACAGAUACCAAGAGACCGUUUGUGAACAUAAUUACUCCAUCCUGCAUAGAGGAUCGUGGCUGCCAACUAACACUAACAUUUUCUCUUCCAAUAAACAAUGUAUUCCUAGAACUAGAAAAACGAGGAGUGGUUUGUGACAAGCGGGAUCCAGACGGCAUCCGAGUGGCUCCAGUGCCUCUCUACAACUCUUUUCAUGAUGUUUAUAAGUUUAUCAAGAUACUUGCUUCUGCACUUGACUCUGCAGAAACCAAAAAUACGAGUGUUCUUUAGAACGACUUAAGUAAUACUAAAAGUUACUACGGUUAUUUUAUUAUAUUUGUUCUAAUCUUAAUAACUGGAAGUUUUUCAAAAACAAUUGCACAUAACUGGCAAUAAAUUAUAUAGUUUACAGAAAAAUCUGAUAUAUUUCCUCUAAGGGUCUGGGGUUCUGAAGAAUCCAUAUGUCUGUCCAAUUUUUCAAUGCAUGGUGGAUCAAAGUUUUCACUGGUCCAAGGAUUAUGUAUACAGUCUUAGCUAGCUGUCACAUUUCAUGGUCAGUGAAUGUUUGAUGUUGAUUUAAUUUAUAAUUUGACUGACAACUUCAUAAUAUAUGUGCAAUUUUUUGUGUCAAUUUUAGAAAUGUUGCUUUAGUUUUAAUUUACCAGAGAGUUUCUUACAGUCACUGUAAUUUCACAGUCUGAUAUAUGUAUGAUUUUGCAAUAUUCCAUCCAACUCUAAUCUAAGGAACAGAAAAUACAUUUUCUAGGGUAGUAGCUUUCAAAUAUUUUGGCUACAAUCCAUACUAAGAAGUAUGUUUAAUAUAAGAUAACAGUAUUUAUAUGUUUAUGCCUUAUUUUAUUGAUUGUAAUAUACAAAUUUUUAUAUUUCAACAUCUGAGAAAAAGAAUUUUUUCAAUUUGCUAUUAAUGAUUCUUACAAUUUCUCUUGAGCAUUCUUUCAUGUUACCGUUCCUGACAUUAGCAUGUUUCUCCUAUGAAUAGAUAGUACCUUAGAUAUGAUUUUUAAAAGAUGGUAUAUAUACCAAAAAUAAAAGUAACAUAAAUUAUUA